Molecule: messenger RNA, 1272 nt
Organism: Miscanthus lutarioriparius
Lineage: Eukaryota; Viridiplantae; Streptophyta; Magnoliopsida; Poales; Poaceae
Source: the annotation of a GenBank genome assembly
AUGGAGCCCACGGAGCCGUCGCGUGGCACCAAGCGCCCUCUCACCGCCACCGCAGGCGACGACGACGAUGCCGGCCGGGAGCGCAAGCCGCGGUUCCCUAAGGGGAAGAAGGCCAAGUACCGCGACGCCGGUGCGGAGGGAGGCCCCUCCGGCAACGCCGUGGACCUCGACAGCAUGCUGAACCCGGAGCUUGCGGCGGAGCGCCGGGCACGGCAGCGCCACGGCCAGCUCAAGGAGGGCGACGACGCGAAGGGAGGUGCUGCUGACGUCAAGGGCUUCGAAGUCCGCUACAACGAUGGCGUUAACUUUGUUGAUGAUGGUAUCCGGAUAGAGCCGUUUAACUUGGAGCGAGAAAGGGAAGAAGGUUAUUUCGAUGAAAAUGGGAACUUUGUGGAGUACGCAAGAGGCAAUGAGAUUAAGGAUGCCUGGUUGGACAGUGUGGAAGUUGACCCAACGUAUGCUGCAAAGGUUCAGAACAAAGGCAAAGAGAAAGUAGAAGAGUUUGAGGACCUCUCUUCCGAUGACAUUGGGAGGCUAAAAAGGAAGAUAGCAAACUUGCUUGAACCAGGAGAAACGAUAAUGCAAGCUUUGAAAAGGUUGAAGGGUACAUCCACGGAUAAACGUGGAAAGAUGGCUGAGGGGACUAAACGUAUAUUUGAUGAAUUGACUGAAGCUGCCAUGAAGCUAAUGGAGAAUGGCGACUAUAAUGUUUACUCAGAUGAUCGUGAGACCUUUGAACGCGAGGCUGCUGGGUAUGAACGUUUGGCACGUGCUCGACUUGGUUUGCCAGAAGUUGAUGAUGUCUCUGAAGAUCCAAAAUAUAACCAGACACCAUCGUCAGUACUGGAAAUUGACCAACCAUCAUCUGUACUGGAAAUGGAACUUGGUCCCUCAACUGCCAAUAUAUCUACAGCCACUGCUGCAACCAACGACGAUGACAGUAACCUGGACAUGUUUGGUGAUGAUGACAGCGAUGAUGCCAAUCAUAGUUCUGAUGCCAAUACUGUAGGUUCAGGUUUGCAUCCUGGAACCUCAGAUGUGAAGAAAGCUGAUAAUGAAAGCGUGGACUCAGACUAUGUCUAUGAUCCUUCUUCAGGUUACUACUAUAGCAGCAGCACAGGCUAUUACUAUGACCCUAACUCUGGAUAUUAUGGUUCUGCAUCUACGGGAACCUGGUACUCAUACGAUGAGCAAACUGGAACGUACAAAGAAAUUCAGGAUGAACAAACUGGCACGGCCAAAGAAGAGCUGGGAGAUGCCAUCAAGGAGUAA